AUGGGGGCUAGUAGUAGCGGUGGUGGAGGGGAGUACGCGAAGGAACUUGAGUUGCAGAGGCGAGAAGCGGAAUUGAAGGUGCGGGAGGCGCGACUGGCCGAGCGGGAGAAGAUCACGGGAACUUUCACUCCGCCGAAUUGGCCGGUGUGCAAACCGAUGGUGUACCAUGAUAUCGACAAAGAUAUCCCAGCCGGAGGCAGAUGGCUUGUGAAACGAGUAUACGCUGGUUGGUGGCUCGCGGUGAUAGUCUACCUCGCCAACUGCAUCGCCGCGUUCUCGCUCCUCGUGACAAAAGUCUCCACGGGCGGCAACAUGUUUGGCAUUUCAUUGCUGAUUCUACUUGUCGGCACUCCCGUGGCGUUUGUGUUUUGGUAUCGCCCGCUUUACAACGGCGUUCGGAAUGGCAGUAGUGCCAGCUUCUUCGUAUUCUGGUUCAACUAUGGAUUCCAUUUGGGAGUCGCUGCGCUCCUGGCCGUGGGGAUUCCGGGCUGGGGAGGAGUUGGAGUGAUCAUCACCCUCCAGCAAUUCGGCAAAAAUGUGGGCGUCGCCGUCUUAUGCGUAAUCGCAACCGUCCUGAUGAUAUUUGAAGUCUUCUACGGACUUUGGCAGAUCAAAUCUGCGAACACAUAUUUCAAAUCUUCUGGGAUGACAACCGACAGUGCCAAAAAUGAAGCGGCUAUGACCGUCCUGAACAGCAGGGCCGGGAGAGAGGCAGUGAAAACCGCCGCUGCUAGCGAGCUGAGGCGGGCGAUUUGA
Molecule: messenger RNA, 756 nt
Organism: Fimicolochytrium jonesii
Lineage: Eukaryota; Fungi; Chytridiomycota; Chytridiomycetes; Spizellomycetales; Powellomycetaceae
Product: scamp family-domain-containing protein
Exons: 3
Coding region: 1-756 (251 amino acids)
Biological process (GO): protein transport
Cellular component (GO): recycling endosome membrane; trans-Golgi network membrane
Source: RefSeq, a predicted model, not a curated record